AAUGAAAGAGGGGAGGAGAAAGUAAUCUCUGGUUUUCCAUAACAAUAAAAAGAUAUGAUUUCGGCAGCAAAAGCAAGAAAAGAGAAGUAAAUGAGGUAAUAAAUUGAUGGGAGCGCUGAUUGGUGAUCAGUGAAGGUUGUUUACCGACAACAACAAACUACUUGUUUCAACUCCAACAGUAUAGUACAAAAAACUGAAUCUGCUGAAGAGAUUACCCGGAUUUCCUGCAAAAGUUCCUGGAAAGAGAAGGCAAGCCCCUCAAGAAAAUAAUUGCCAUCAUAGGAAAAUGCGUUCCUUAAUCUUCGGUUUGAUUGCCUUCUCUUUCAUCCCAAUUUCGGUUUCUAUUCCUUUCAUCGUUCUCCAUGGGAUUGGAGAUCAGUGUUCCAACAGAGGAGUGAAGCACUUUACACAGGAACUCAGCGACUGGUCCAAGUCCGAAGGAUAUUGCAUAGAAAUUGGAGAUGGAUCAUGGGACUCCUGGUUUAAGCCCCUACAAGAACAGACAGAAAUUGUAUGUAAUAAGGUGAAGCAAAUGAAGGAACUUCAGGAUGGUUACAACAUUGUUGGUCUCUCCCAGGGUAACUUAAUAGGACGAGGUGUUGUGGAGUUCUGUGAUGGUGGACCACCGGUCAGAAACUUUAUCUCUCUCGGAGGACCUCAUGCUGGUACUGCUUCAGUGCCUCUAUGUGGUACUGGAAUAUUUUGCAUUAUAGCGGACAAUCUAAUCAAAUCAGAGAUCUACUCUGACUAUGUCCAAGCUCACUUGGCUCCAAGUGGCUAUCUUAAGUUGCCAAACAAUAUAGCUGGCUACUUAAACAAAUGCAGGUUUCUCCCCAAACUCAACAAUGAACUCCCCGGUGAGAGAAACGCCACUUACAAAGAACGGUUCACUAGCUUACAAAAUCUCGUCCUUAUAAUGUUUGAACAUGAUACUGUUCUAAUACCCAAGGAGACCUCUUUGUUUGGAUACUAUCCAGAUGGGGCCUUCACUCCAGUUGUGCCACCACAACGGACUAAGCUUUAUACCGAGGAUUGGAUAGGGUUGAAAACGUUAGAUGAUGCUGGAAGGGUAAAAUACAUUACAGUACCUGGAAAUCACCUUGGAAUCUCCAAAGACGAUAUGAAGAAGUAUGUUGUUCCUUAUUUGGAAGAUGACACGUCGAAAGAAGGUAACAUUCAUCCCCGCAGUGCGGACAGCAAGUGGAAGGAGCUAAAGUUUGGUCAGCCGAAUGCUGAGGGAUCAGUUGAAGUAAAAUUUGACGGAUCAUCAUCUUAUCAGUGGCCAUCAUCAGUCAAGAGCUUCUUUUCAGAAUUACUCGGUCUUAGAAAAAAUCAUUAGUCGUCUCCGCUUCAGUCCUAUGAAGCUCUCCAAUUCUACCAAUGGGAAUAAGCAGCAUACCACCACACAACACAGUAGGAAAAUUCUGCUUGUUUAUUUGCCCUAUCUUCAAACCACCAAUGGAGGUAAGGAAUUCACUGUAAUACAAUCCACCCGGAGGGUGGAAAAUUAGGUACUUACUAUUCUACAUUUAUACAUCUCUGGAUGUUAACACCUACUUUACGCAUAUACAAAAUGUUCGUGUGCAA
Molecule: messenger RNA, 1587 nt
Organism: Sesamum indicum (sesame)
Lineage: Eukaryota; Viridiplantae; Streptophyta; Magnoliopsida; Lamiales; Pedaliaceae
Cellular component (GO): intracellular membrane-bounded organelle
Molecular function (GO): thiolester hydrolase activity
Source: RefSeq, a predicted model, not a curated record